Molecule: messenger RNA, 1276 nt
Organism: Salvia miltiorrhiza (redroot sage)
Lineage: Eukaryota; Viridiplantae; Streptophyta; Magnoliopsida; Lamiales; Lamiaceae
Product: xyloglucan endotransglucosylase protein 7-like
Exons: 5
Coding region: 131-1132 (333 amino acids)
Biological process (GO): xyloglucan metabolic process; cell wall biogenesis
Cellular component (GO): apoplast; cell wall
Molecular function (GO): xyloglucan:xyloglucosyl transferase activity; hydrolase activity, hydrolyzing O-glycosyl compounds
Source: RefSeq, a predicted model, not a curated record
ACAUUGAAAGAGACCACUAAUAAUGAGGAUCAUUUUGAAGGUGAGUGUACAAAAGAAGCCAUGUUCAUUCACUAAAUAACACAAUGCAUUUCAUUUUCAUUUCUCUCACUACUUCUUCUUCUUCUUCAUCAUGUCUUCCAAGAGAGUCACUACUCUCAUGCUUCCCAGAAAUUUUCAUUUCCACCCCUCUCGUUCCCACAAACUCCUCCCCUAUUUCGGACUUAUACUCUUCUGCAUCUUCAUUUUCAAGGUGGACAUCAUCAUAUCUCAAUCAGCCUCUGCGUCUCGACGUAAUCUAGAUGCAACAAGAAGGCACGUGCACACUUUGAUGAUCGGAAAUGGCACGUUCCACCGGAACUUCAUCGUGUCGUGGGGCGAAGGGCACGUCCGGGUGGUCGACGAAGGCGAGGAGCUUGUGCUGAUGCUCGACAAAAAAUACGGCGCCGCCGUCGAGUCAAAGAAGGAAUACUUGUUUGCCAGAAUUGAUAUGCAGAUCAAGCUGCUGCCGAGGAACUCUGCCGGAACGGUCGCAACUUAUUAUUUAUUAUCGGAUGGCGAGCAGCACGACAAGAUCGAUUUGGAGUUCCUGGGAAAUUCGAGCGGCGAUCCGUACACACUCCACACCAACAUCUACAUCAAGGGCAAAGGCGAGCGAGAGCAGCAAUUCUUUCUUUGGUUCGACCCCGCUCAAGAUUUCCACACCUACUCCAUUCUUUGGAAUCCCAAAUGCAUCAUCUUCUACGUGGACGGCCUUCCCAUUAGAGAAUUCAAGAACGCAGAGCAUCUAGGCGUUCCAUUCCCUAAGGAUCAGGGAAUGCGAUUAUACUCGAGCUUCUGGAACGCCGACGACUGGGCCACGCAGGGCGGCCGGGUCAAGACCGACUGGACCGCCGCGCCCUUCACGGUUUCCUACCGGAAUUUUUCUGCCGACGGCUGCAUCUGGUUCUACACGAGGCGGACUUCUUCCUGCACUCACACCGACUUCUCGACCAGAGCGGUGCUGAAAACAGAGCUGGAUGAGAGGAGCAGGGAGGAGAUGAAGAGGCUGCAGAGGGACUACAUGGUCUAUGAUUAUUGCACGGAUCAACCAAGGUUCCCUCAGGGCCCUCCACCUGAAUGCUCCAUUAAUUGAUUACACUUUUUUUUUAUUCUGCUCCAUUAUUUUCAUAUUUUUUAAUCUAUUAUACGAGAUGCUUCAUUGUUACAUUUUGUGUAAAACUAUUGAAUGCUUAAGCCAGGGAGAAUGAGAAUGGAGUGAAAGAAUGUUUUUAUAUAA